This is a messenger RNA of Rhinopithecus roxellana (golden snub-nosed monkey), 1420 nucleotides long. RefSeq names its product origin recognition complex subunit 6 (gene ORC6). Gene Ontology annotation, biological process: DNA replication; DNA replication initiation. The coding region runs from base 308 to 1066 and encodes 252 amino acids. Gene Ontology annotation, cellular component: nuclear origin of replication recognition complex. The record is from RefSeq and is a predicted model, not a curated record. Gene Ontology annotation, molecular function: DNA binding. The transcript has 7 exons. NCBI's taxonomy places the organism in Eukaryota, Metazoa, Chordata, Mammalia, Primates, Cercopithecidae.
UCCCCCGGCGGCAGACAGGAGACAACAGGAGGGAAAGGCAGUGUGUGAUGAGUUUGUCAAGAAGAAAGGAAUGGAAGGAGGGAAAGCCUACAAGUCCACAUUCACAUGUGCCUUGGCGAGCGCGCUAGUGAUGCGCAUGCGCAAAAGAAGACCCUGAUUGGCUUGUGGGACGGUCUCAACGUCCUGUCCCAACCAAUCCACAUGCGCCGGGGGUGGGGCCUGGCUCUCACUGGCUGGUGCAGCCUUUGCGCGCCGGUUUUGUUGCCCCGCGGCAUUCGCCGGAGUUCUUCGCUUUAGUGCCGGCGCUAUGGGGUCGGAGCUGAUCGGGCGCCUAGCCCCGCGCCUGGGCCUUGCCCAGCCGGACAUGCUGAGGAAAGCAGAGGAGUACUUGCGCCUGUCCCGGGUGAAAUGUGUCGGCCUCUCCGCGCGCACCACGGAGACCAGCAGUGCAGUCAUGUGCCUGGACCUUGCAGCUUCCUGGAUGAAGUGUCCCUUGGACAGGGGUUAUUUAAUUAAACUUUCUGGUUUGAACAAGAAGACAUAUCAGAGCUGUCUUAAAUCGUUUGAGUGUUUACUAGGCCUGAAUUCAAAUAUUGGAAUAAGAGACCUAGCUGUACAGUUUAGCUGUACAGAAGCAGUGAAUAUGGCUUCAAAGAUACUAAAAAGCUAUGAGUCCAGUCUUCCCCAGACACAGCAAGUAGAUCUUGACUUAUCCAGGCCACUUUUCACUUCUGCUGCACUGCUUUCAGCAUGCAAGAUUCUAAAGCUGAAAGUGGAUAAAAACAAAAUGGUAGCCACAUCCGGUGUAAAAAAAGCUAUAUUUGAUCGACUGUGUAAACAACUAGAGAAGAUUGGACAGCAGGUCGACGGAGAACCUGGAGAUUUAGCUGCUCCACCACGGAAGAAAAAGAAGAUAGUGGUUGAAGCCCCAGCAAAGGAAAUGGAGAAGGUAGAGGAGAUGCCACAUAAACCACAGAAAGAUGAAGAUCUGACACAGGAUUAUGAAGAAUGGAAAAGAAAAAUUUUGGAAAAUGCUGCCAAUGCUCAAAAGGCUACAGCAGAGUAAUUUCAGCUUCCAGACUGGUAUGCAUUCCAAACUGAUAGUACAUUGCCACCUCCAGGAAGACUUGAGAGCUUUGGGAUUUUGUUUAAACUUUUAUAACAAGGAUCCUAAGACUAUUGCCUUAAUAGCAAAGCAGCCUACCCGGAGGCUAAGUCUGGGCGGUGGGCUGGUCCCUGGUGUGGGCAUUAUACCAACCACAGUGCCUGAUUGGUAUAGCCUCAUGCACUCUCCUACAAAAUGGAAUUGGAGGCCGGGUGCAGUGGCUCAUGCCUGUAAUCCCAGCACUUUGGGAGGCCGAGGUGAGUGGAGCUCGAGACCAGCCUGGCCAACGUGGUGAAACCCCGUCUCUACUAAAAA